Messenger RNA from Zymoseptoria tritici IPO323, 1759 nucleotides. RefSeq lists its product as uncharacterized. The coding region runs from base 20 to 1759 and encodes 579 amino acids. The transcript is spliced from 5 exons. NCBI's taxonomy places the organism in Eukaryota, Fungi, Ascomycota, Dothideomycetes, Mycosphaerellales, Mycosphaerellaceae. The record is from RefSeq and is a predicted model, not a curated record.
CUCAAGAUCACGAGCAAACAUGCCCAAAGCAAAGAAAUCCUCCAAGGCGAACGGCGCUUCGAAGGCCAAACCCCAGAAACAGGCUUCGACUCCUGUGAAGGCGUUGCCAGUUACUUUGCUUUCGGGUUUCUUGGGCGCGGGCAAGACCACGCUGUUGCAGCAUAUCUUGCGAAGUGAACAUGGUCUUCGCAUCGCUGUAAUCGUCAACGAUAUUGGAGAAAUCAACGUCGACGCCAACCUCAUUCGCGGCACCCAUCGCCUGACGAAGACCGAGGAGAAAGUCAUCUCUCUCGCCAACGGCUGCAUCUGCUGUACCCUCCGCGGUGAUCUCCUCGAAGAACUCGUGCGCCUCUCCGAGCUCGCGUCGUUUGACUACAUCAUCGUCGAGUCCUCCGGCAUCUCCGAACCCGAGCAAGUUGCCGAGACCUUCGACGCCCGGCUCGCAGAGCAGAUCUCCGCAAUGGGCGACGGACCUGAAGGUCUCGAUGCCUCCACGUUGGCGACUCUCAAACGGCUCAAGGAUGCCGGCGGUCUGGACAAGUUCGCCCGUCUGGACACCACGUGUACAGUCAUUGAUGCGUUUACCAUGUUCCAUGACUUUGAGACAACGGACCUGUUGAGCGCGAGACGGGACGAUGUCACGCCAGAGGAUGAGAGGACGGUGUCGGAUCUGAUGGUCGACCAAAUUGAGUUCGCGGAUGUCAUUGUGCUGAACAAGACCGAUAUGGUGUCUGCUGAGAACCUCUCGCGGGUGCUGGAGCUCAUUCGCAAACUCAAUCAUCGCGCCAAGAUCAUCAAGAGCAGCUACGGCAAGAUCGAGGUCAAGGAGAUCGUCAAUACGGGCAUGUUCAACCUGGAAGUCGCCCAGACCGGGUAUGGAUGGUUGCAGGACUUGCACGCCAUGACUUUGCGAGAAGUGAAGGGCCGCAAGACCGUGACACCUAAACCGGAGACGGAGGAGUACAACGUCAACAACUUCAUUUAUGUCCGUCGCCGGCCGUUUCAUCCACGACGACUGUUUGCUUUGCUGCACGACAAGUUCAUCUUGCAGCAUCCUUUCGAGGAGGAAGAUGAAGAAGAGCAAGGAGACGAAGAUGAGGAAAUGGACGAAGACGAAGAAGAGGAGGAGGAGGAGGACGAAGAUGUCGAGAUGGAAGAUCCACUUGAACUCCCUGACCCAGCCGUCAUUCUCGCCAACAAGAAGGCUCAUCCGCUGUUCUCUCGACUCUUCCGUUCGAAAGGAGAAUACUUCCUCGCUACUCGUCCUGGUCGUGCAGGUGAAUGGUCGCAAGCCGGCGCCAUGCUCACUCUCAGCGGCGGACGCCAAUGGUUCUGCACCAUCCCUCGCUCAGAAUGGGAAACGGGCACGAAAGAAAUCGACGAGCUGGUCGAGCACGACAUCAAAGCCGGCGGCACAUUCGGCGAUCGAAGGCAAGAACUCGUUUUCAUCGGCGAGAAGCUCGAUGUGCCUGCCAUUGAAGCUACGCUCGACGACUGCCUUCUCAACGACAAAGAAUUCAAGCAAUGGAAGUCCAUCAUGAUGCGUGGUCAAGGUCCGAACGCUGGUGACAAGGAGGCUUGGGAGAAGAAGGAGGAGGAAUUGAACGAUUUGUUCGAUGAUGGCUUUCCUGAUUGGGAGGAUAUCGAUGAUCAUGAGGGACACGAUCAUACAAUCGCGGAGAGGAAGGACUCGCCGCUCGCGAGCUCGCCGCCGACGAAGGGCAAGCAUGGGAUCAGGAAGGAUGGGACUGUCUACUAG